AUGCCGAAACUCGAGACGGCUGCAGAUCAACAAUACCUUCAUCAACUACCCAAGGUAUCUUUUAGGAUAGUCAAUGAGCAAGUCGGACCGAAGAGUAUUCCUUCGGAACAAAUCAGACAUUAUGGAUGUGUGUCUCCAUCCGACUUGACAUGGCAUACCGAUGGAUCGGAUUUCGAAAGACCUGAACAUUAUAUUCGAUACAUAGAACCGAUAGAAGCCGAGUUAGCUGUCCAGGUGGAAUAUGAUAUGGAUGAGCAGGACAAAGAAUGGCUAGACGCUGUCAAUGCCGAACGUACUAAAGAUCAGUCGGGUCCCAUCAGCUAUGAAGUGUUUGAGAUCAUCAUGGAUAAGUUGGAAAAAGAGUGGUUCAACCUUAUCAAACGCAUCCCUCAACCAGCCUCCCAUCUCCCCGUCGAAGAUUCCCGCUGUGCUGUAUGCGACGAUGGCGAGGGAGAAAAUUCCAACGCUAUCGUUUUCUGUGACGGCUGUAAUCUUGCUGUUCACCAAGAUUGUUACGGCGUGCCAUACAUUCCAGAAGGACAAUGGCUUUGUCGUAAAUGUACUGUCUCCCCCGAAAACCCUGUGUCAUGUCUCUUUUGCCCGAACGAGGGCGGGGCGUUCAAGCAGACUACCACUGGUCAUUGGGCUCAUCUCCUCUGCGCCAUUUGGAUCCCAGAACUCAUAGUUGGUAAUCCAAUAUAUAUGGAGCCUGUGGAUGGAGUGGAAACUAUACCGAAGAACAGGUGGAAGCUGACUUGCUCUCUAUGUCGCGAAAAAGUUGGAGCCUGCAUACAAUGCGCAGAUAGAAGUUGUUUCGUCGCUUUCCAUGUAACUUGCGCUAGACAACAUGGAUUGUUGAUGAGUAAUCGGACUCAUAAUACGGAUGAGCUGCUCAAGGCCUAUUGCCAGAAACACUUACCAUACGACGCCCGAGGGUCUGACAAUGAAGAUGACCUGGGGUCCGAGUAUACAGAAGACGACGAUGAGGACGAGGUUGAGGUCACCCGACCCUCUCGGCCUCGAAAAAAAUCUGCUCCACCUCACUGCCGAGCCACCGGACCAGUAACCACCAAAUCUGCCAGAGCUCACACCAAAUCUUAUCGUCCCGGACCACCCAUUGUCCCUCGCAUGGUCGUCAACAAGAUCGAAGAGUAUGUCGCAAAAAUAUCAAUACGAAAACGACGUCCGUUCUUAGAAAGAGUGUGUAGAUAUUGGAGUUUGAAACGGGAGGCUAGAAGAGGUGCUCCUUUACUCAAGAGGUUACAUCUUGAACCAUGGACCGCUUCAUCAGCUUCGCGUCAACAGUCCGAAGCUGACAAAGCUCGAAAGUUGAAGUUCUUACAGAAACUUCGUAUGGAUCUCGAUACUGUACGCACUCUGUGUGAAUCGGUCAGAAAGAGAGAAAAGGAGAAACUUCGACAGACCCAAGUUAUUAAAGAGAUCAUUGAUAGUUUCAUCUUUCCCUUGUAUGGGAAAUUACGCAUUACAUUGGAUAAGAUUUCUGCUAUCCCUACCUCGUCUUCUUGGCUCAUGUUUGUUACAUCCCGAAAAUCUUUCGCAAUAGCGAUGGACAAAGGGGAAUUAUUUCUUCGGCCUGUCAAUAUCAACGAAGUGCCCGACUAUGCCACAGUGGUGAAAGAACCUAUGUGCUGGUUGGAGAUUGAUGAUAGAUUGGAGAAAAAUACGUAUCUAAACAUCGCGGAAUUUAAAAGAGAUAUUUGUCUUGUUCUCGACAACGCAAUGUUGUACAAUAACCCCGAUACACCUUUUCACAAAACAGCUAAACGAAUCAAGAAUAACGCUCAACCUCUUCUCGACGAACUGGAUCAUUUGACUUCUCAUUCCGUAAAUAUCUCUCAGCAAUCUUCCAAUGAACCUCAAUCCUAUUCGACUGUGGGAGACCUGGAGCCUUCCGAAAUGCUUCUUCGAUGUCUACUAGAACAAUCGAAAGACGACGCAGGUCCUGAUAUCCUCGGAUCGAUAUUUGGUUUCGCAUUAGAAAAACCAAAACUUCCCACUCCGCAACUUCCGUCAAAAACCAAGAUUCCUAAGAAAGUUCUGACCGCAGCUGAACGAAAAGCGAAAUGGGAAGAAAGAGAGGCGAAACAUAAAGAGAUGAAAGAGAGAUUAGGGAGAAGUACAAGAGCUGCUGAAGCUGCCGAAAAGGCUUUAUACGAACAGGUGGGAUAUGUACCUUCGUCUGAUCAUGUGGACCCGGAAUCACUCACAACUUCGAAUCGUCGACGUAGUGGAAGAGUAAAGCUUGUAGAGAUUACGGAAGAUCAACAGUCGGUUCCGAGUGGUGAAGGUCAUUCGGGAGAUAUGGUCGUACGCGGUCAAAAGGGUAAACAAGGCAAAGGUAAGAAAAAGGAUGUUGAAAGUGGUGAGGUGGACAAGGAAGAUGAUAAAGAUGUUGAGGGAGGUGAAGGGGAUGUGGAAGAUGUCAAACCUCAGCAUAAAAAUCAACGUGGAGUAGCGGGUAUAGAGACGUUUGCUAUCUUGAGUGAUAAAGAACGUAGGAAGAGAGAAAGAGAGUUGGAAUUGGUAACGGAUCAAGUGGACUCUCAGGAUUUGUUCAAGAGGUUCAAUAUUGGUUGGGUGUUGCCGGAAGGAUCGAAGAGGAGGAGGUCGGAGAGGGUAGAGAUCGAUGUGAAGACGCCCAGCACGGGGAAGAGUCUCAAACCCACAUCUCGAUCGGAUCUCAAAGAAACCCCAGUCUCCAUCUCCAGACUCAACUCUGGUAGUCUUUCACCUCUUCCUCAAACCCCCGAUGCUCCUCAGGAUCAGGCAGAGAAGUCAAGUACGUCAAGAAAACGUAAAGCGCCAGAAAACGUAUCUGCGUCAAGAACAAGGAAGAAGUCUAAGUUUGAACCUGAUGUAAAAACGGUUUCUACACCUCGUACGAAUAAGAGGAAGCCAGUAGAGGAGGAAGAAGGUGAGGAAGAGGUCGAUAUCGACGAGGAGGGUGAGGAAGUGAAUACUGAUGAAGAUGAAGAAAUUGAAGAAGAGGGAAGUGUACAAGAUACAACUCCAGGACCAAUGUCGAAGUCUAGAUCAGGAAAGAAGAAAGGGGAUGAGAUGGAUGAUGAAAAGUAUCCUAAUGGGACUUUGGUAUGGGCCAAAACUUUCUCUUACCCUUACUUCCCGGCUGAAAUCUUGAACCCAAGUAUGAACGUCAAUGAAAUCCCGAGGUCGGUGAUGAAUAAAAAACCGUCCAAUAGAAAAACUUGGUUGGUGAGGUUUUACGAUCCCAGUAAUAGUUUCGCUUGGAUAGGUGAAGAUAGGUUAGAUUUACUUGGAGAAUCUGAUGAAAUCGACGAAAUGUAUAAUGCAGUGGGUAUCUUGCUUCCCAUCACUUGCUUCACCCGCCUCCUUCAUACUUCAUCAGCCCUUGGAAAAGAAAGAAAAGGUGGGAAAUCAUUCAAGACGAAUCAUAUUCGACAAGGUGUACGAAAGGCGUACAAGAUCGCAUUGAGUCAACGCGAGACAUACAUCUCACCUGAAGAACAAGAUCCAUUGGAUUUAGGUUGGAUGAGAGAAGCUUUAACAAUGGCGGAAGAAGCUUUGGCACAUGACGAAGUUCCUGUUGGAUGUGUUUUCGUUAAAGAUGGUAAAGCUAUUGCUAGAGCUAGGAACAGGACUAAUGAAUGGCGUAAUGCAACACUACACGCGGAAUUGGAAGCUAUAGAUCAUUUACUCCCCCAUCAUCCAGCUCCAUUGAAUAGUAUAACACUUUACGUUACCGUCGAACCUUGUGUCAUGUGCGCUUCAGCUUUGAGACAGAUUGGUAUUGGGAGAGUCUUGUAUGGUUGUGGUAAUGAGAGGUUUGGAGGAUGUGGGAGUUUGUUGGAUAUACAUUCAACACCACACCUCCCCACCGACCCACCUUUCGUAGCUCAAGGAGGAUACUAUCGCGAAGAAGCUAUCAUGUUACUUCGUCGAUUUUACAUGUCUGAGAAUUCGAAGGCCCCCCAACCAAAAAAGAAAACCACAAGGGUUCUCAAAACCAACAUCCCUCCUCCUCCCCCUUCCCGUCCUUCCUCAGCUCUGAAAAAUGUCCAAUCGACUCCAUCCUCCGCGUCUGCUCCAUCCACCACGUCUACUCUCACGCCCGAUUCUGAUCCGGGGGAGAAAUAUAAUGAAUCGAGUGAAGGUAGCACAACAGCCGGUCGAGGUAGACAGGGAUUACCGAUCGGUUCGACUUUAGUAGCUACUCCUAGAAAUAUGACUCCAUCUAGAUGAUAGUGUCACAAUGCUUGUUAUGCAUGUAAUGUGCAAUGUAUA
This is a messenger RNA of Tremella mesenterica DSM 1558, 4284 nucleotides long. RefSeq lists its product as uncharacterized. Gene Ontology annotation, biological process: tRNA wobble adenosine to inosine editing; regulation of transcription by RNA polymerase II. Gene Ontology annotation, cellular component: MOZ/MORF histone acetyltransferase complex. NCBI's taxonomy places the organism in Eukaryota, Fungi, Basidiomycota, Tremellomycetes, Tremellales, Tremellaceae. Gene Ontology annotation, molecular function: protein binding; tRNA-specific adenosine deaminase activity; zinc ion binding. The transcript is spliced from 25 exons. Bases 1 to 4242 code for a protein of 1413 amino acids. The record is from RefSeq and is a predicted model, not a curated record.